AAUAGUCGGUCAUUAGUACGGGGUGUGAAACCAUAAAUUGCAGCUCAAAAUUCGUACAUUUGCUGCCGCCUAGCUGCAACUUGAGUCGGGAUAAAUGACUCCAGCAAAAGUUUUGCUCGUUAUUUUUGGUAUUAUCCAGUGCGGAUAUGCCGGUGAAGCCGAUGUGCUGGAACUUACUGAUAGCGAUUUCUCAACUCGGAUAGGACUUUACGACACGGAAACUACACUGGUUAUGUUUUUUGCUCCAUGGUGUGGCCAUUGUAAAAAGUUAAAACCCGAAUACGCCAAACCAGCCGAGUUGUUGCGUAGCGAAGACCCCCCGAUUACGCUUGCCAAGGUUGAUUGUACUGAGGGAGGCAAAGACACAUGUAGCAAGUAUUCGGUAUCGGGUUACCCCACGUUGAAAAUGUUCAAGAAUGGCGAAGUUUCACAGGAAUAUAAUGGUCCACGUGAGGCAAAUGGUAUCGCAAAAUACAUGAAAACUAUGGUCGGACCAGCGUCCAAAGAUCUAUUGACUUUGGAUGCCUUCGAGGCUUUCCUAAAAGUGCAGGAGACCACCUUGGUAGGUUUCUUACAAAAAGAGUCCGAUCUCAAAGGCGUGUUCCUGAAAUAUGCAGAUAGUCAGCGAGAACGACUACGAGUUGGUCAUAGCAGUGCUCAAGAUGUCCUGGAAAAGCAAGGUGAAACCGAUGCCAUUGUCCUAUUUCGGGCUAAGCAGUUUGCAAACAAAUUCGAACCAGACUUUGUUAGGUUCGAAGGCAAGACUAAGAAUGAUUUGAGUACCUUCGUCAAGGAAAACUUCCACGGACUGUGCUGGGUUCGGACCCGGGACACCGUAAACGACUUUAAACCCCCGAUGGUCGUUGUUUAUUAUGCUGUAGAUUACAUCAAGAACCCGAAUGGAACUAACUAUUGGCGCAACCGCGUGUUGAAGGUCGCCAAAGAAUUUGUCGGGCGAGUCAGCUUUGUUGUUAGUGCCAAAGAUGACUUCCAGCACGGGUUGAAUGAGUAUGGCUAUGAUUACGUUGGAGACCAACCAUUGGCGCUAGCUCGUGAUGCUGAAAACCAAAAGUUCAUCAUGAAGGAUGCAUUCUCAGUUGAAAAUUUGCAAGCUUUUGCAACCGAGCUGGAAUCAGGCAAUUUGGAACCUUAUGUCAAAUCGGAACCUGUGCCAGAGAGUAAUGAUGCUCCGGUGAAGGUAGCUGUUGGCAAAAAUUUCCAAGACGUCGUAGUGAAUAAUGGCGUCGAUACACUGAUGGAGUUCUAUGCCCCAUGGUGUGGCCACUGCAAAAAGCUAACACCGGUGUACGAAGAAUUGGCUACUAAACUAAAGGACGAGGAAGUUUCUAUUGUUAAGAUGGAUGCUACUGCCAAUGAUGUGCCGCCAACGUUCGAUGUUCGCGGUUUUCCAACUCUUUAUUGGUUACCGAAGAACAAGAGUAAUCCCAUGCGCUAUGAAGGCGGUCGCGAAGUAGAAGACUUCAUCAAAUAUAUUGCUCAGCAUUCCACUAAAGAACUGAAGGGGUGGGAUCGCAAAGGUAAUGUAAAGAAAGUAGAGUUAUAAUCUCGUAGGUACGAAAAAACAGGGUAGGUAAUCGGAAAUUAAGUGCGAAAGCAAAAAUCGCACCCCAAAGUACAUCAUUUAU
Messenger RNA from Wyeomyia smithii (pitcher-plant mosquito), 1646 nucleotides. RefSeq names its product protein disulfide-isomerase A3-like. NCBI's taxonomy places the organism in Eukaryota, Metazoa, Arthropoda, Insecta, Diptera, Culicidae. The record is from RefSeq and is a predicted model, not a curated record. Bases 95 to 1564 code for a protein of 489 amino acids. Gene Ontology annotation, cellular component: endoplasmic reticulum. Gene Ontology annotation, molecular function: protein disulfide isomerase activity. Gene Ontology annotation, biological process: protein folding; response to endoplasmic reticulum stress. The transcript has a single exon.